Messenger RNA from Sipha flava (yellow sugarcane aphid), 794 nucleotides. RefSeq lists its product as uncharacterized. The transcript is spliced from 4 exons. The record is from RefSeq and is a predicted model, not a curated record. Bases 180 to 659 code for a protein of 159 amino acids. Lineage: Eukaryota; Metazoa; Arthropoda; Insecta; Hemiptera; Aphididae.
GUGAUCACUAAAGCGUGAUACAUUUCGAUGAGUCCUGGUUAACGCAUUUAUUUCAAUAUUCUUAAACGUACGAAACCCUAUCGAGUUUAUAUUUGUGUUAUAUCAUUCUGUUAUCUUCUCCACAAUUAAUAUUAUGGACACUGUUAAUCACGGAUCUGCCAAGGAUUGCUUCACAGGAUAUGGGAGAUAUUGGUGAAGUUUUACGUGAUGUAUCAGAUUUAUCACCUGAGGAUUUAAAAAAACAAAACAGAAACUUACAAAAAUUUUUGGUGAAAGUGAUUGAUUUACUAAAAGAAAAGACCGACCGGUGCAUUACACAAGAAAAACAUAUCGAAGCACUUGCAUUACAAACGAACUCAUUGAAAGAGGUUGUAGAAAUUACCAAACAUAUGUUGGCUAUUCGUAGCUCAGAAGUAAAACGUAUGACGGAAGAUUUAGAAAGUUUACAAGGCAAAAUUAACGAAGAAAAAAUCCGUCAUAGUGCGAUAAUCGAAAAAAUGAAUUUAGCUGCCAAAUUAAAUGAUGAACUUAGAUCCGAGUAUAAACAACAAUCAGAACGUUUUGAAAAUAUGCGUAUUAAGUACGACGAAAAGUUUUCAAUACUAUCAGAAGAAAAUAAAAAACUGCAAGAAACUGUCAAAACAAAUAAAGACGAAUAAAGAAAUUGUAUAAUUAUUCUGAUUUUAAAAAUUGUGCGUGUAAUCACGAUUAUCCUGAGUUUGUACAUUAUAUUUAUGCUGUAUAAAAGGAUAAUAAUCAAAUUAAUUUGUUGAUAUACGAAAUACAUACAGGUA